GCCUGCCUGCUCCUCCUCACAAAAGAUUUGGGCGAAUUCCUUUCUCCGGGUUUUCAAGCCAUCUUUUAAAAAUCCAUCCCGCUCUCUCGCGUUGAAAACUGGAGCUGUGUCGGGAAGCGAGAGACGGGAGACAGAAGGAGGAAGCUUACAGGGAGCAGGAAAAAGAAGGAAGGAAGGAAGGAUUGGGGAAGCAACUGAUAAGCAGGCGAAGAAGGUGGCCGGGGACGCGGCGCAGUCGCUGCUUUCCGAAAGCGAAAGGAUCCAGACCGCGAAGGGGAUCACCAUGGGCGAUAACGCGUCUCCCGAUGCCGGCUGCUAGCAAGUGAAGGGGCUUGGGUGAGGAGAAGGAGGCGGUGGAAGCAGCUCCCGAUCCCGCAGCCGGGUUGCACAGAGCCCGGGGAGCAGAGGCUCGCUGCUCGGACGGCUGGCUGCUGGGCUUGGAAGGAAAAAGCGGGCUGGGAAGCGGCGACAUCCACGUAAGUGCGGCGCCUCAGGCUUUGGCCAUGCCUUUCGCCAAGAGGAUCGUGGAGCCCCAGAGGCUGUGCCGGCAGCAGCACAUCGCUUCGGUGCUGGACGAGGGCUCCGGCUUCGAGCUUCCCCAGCCAGGGAGCCACCGAGAAGAGCCCGGGGAGGCGGUGGACGAGCCGGAGGAAGAGACUCCGGCUGGGCUAGCUGCCGCGGUCCCCGCGGAUGGGAAGGAGAACCAGGAGGCGGCGGCGGCGGCGGCGCUGGUGAUGUUGGAUCUGUGCUCGGUCAGCAAUGUGGCUCUCUCGAGGAUCCUCCGGCAGCUCUCCGAUGUGGCCAAGCAUGCCUGCACCCUCUUCCAAGAGAUCGAGAGCGAGAUCCAGAUCACUCACCGCAGGGUCCAGGCGCUGCACAGCCGGAUUGGCGGCGUCCAAACCAUUUUACACAGUUUGGAUCCCAAGCAGGAGGCAGUGCCUGUCUCAAACUUGGAUGCAGAAAGCAAACUGAAUGUGUACUAUCAUGCACCUUGGUACCAGGAGAGAAACAUUUUCCUUCCUUCUACCAGACCAGCGUGUAUAGAGGACCAGCAUCGCCAUGCCAAGCAGAACUUGAGAGCCUUGAGGAGGGAGCACCGAAACCUGGGGGAUAACAGAGAACAAAAAACUGCGAGCCAAAUUGUGGUAGCUCCCCCAUUUCCCUCUUUUCCUGUGAUCUACAGUAAGAAGAAAAAAGAGACUAAGGACCAUCGCUUGCUAAAAUUUUACAGAACCCGUUCGCCUUCCCCCACUGAGUGUUGCCACAUGACCCCGUGGAGUAAAAAGUCCCACACUUCAGAAGAAGAAGAUACAGAUGUCAUGUUAGGGCAGAGGCCGAAAAAUCCAAUACAUAAUAUACCUUCUACACUGGAUAAGCAAACAAAUUGGAGCAAAGCACUACCUCUCCCAACUCCAGAGGAGAAAAUGAAACAAGAUGCCCAAGUGAUUUCCUCUUGCAUUAUCCCCAUCAAUGUCACUGGAGUUGGUUUUGACCGAGAGGCUAGUAUACGCUGCUCACUUGUUCACUCACAAUCCGUACUGCAGCGAAGACGGAAACUGAGAAGGAGAAAAACCAUCUCUGGCAUCCCCAGAAGAGUCCAGCAAGAAAUAGAUUCUGAUGAAUCACCAGUAGCAAGAGAACGGAAUGUCAUUGUGCAUGCAAAUCCAGACUUCUCUAAUAACAUCAACAGGAGAUCAGGUACCAGAGACUCUGAGUGCCAAACAGAAGAUAUCCUCAUUGCUGCCCCAUCUCGGAGAAGAAUACGAGCUCAGAGGGGUCAGAGUGCAGUAGCUUCUCUAUCUCACUCAGCUGGCAACAUAUUGGUGCUGACAGAUAAUGGGGACUCUGUGUUUACAUCAAUGAGCAAUCGUGUUCGAUCAAGGAGUCUUCCUCGUGAAGGUGCUAGAGCCAAUGAAAAAGACCACAACACUGGUGCCAAAAUGUCAGCAUAUGAAGCAGAACACUUUUUAACAAACCAAGAACGAAUUUCCACAAAGAGUAAGGAUGCCAUUAAUAACCACUGCUCACAGGAACACCAUCCCAGGGGCUUAGCUUGUUCUCAGCAUCUUCACAGUCCAGAUCAUAACUCAGAUGAAAGAGGGAGGUCAAGGUUAUCAAGGAUGGUGGAUUCUGGAAGUUGUGAUAUUUCAUCAAACUCUGAUACCUUUGGAAGUCCAAUUCACUCUAUCUCCACAGCUGGGGUUCUUCUGAGCAGUCACAUGGACCAGAAAGAUGAUCAUCAAUCAUCUAGUGGAAACUGGAGUGGAAGUAGCUCAACGUGUCCUUCCCAAACUUCAGAAACAAUUCCUCCUGCUGCUUCGCCUCCACUGACAGGUUCUUCACACUGUGAUUCAGAAUUAUCACUGAACAUUGCCCCGAAUGCCAAUGAAGAUUCAAGUAUUUUCAUAACUGAACACUACAGUGAACAGAUAGAUAAAAUUAGAGGCCACAGGGCAAGUUCUUUCACUUCCACUGUUACUGAUCUACUAGAUGAUCCUAAUAACAGCAAUACAAGUGACAGUGAAUGGAAUUAUUUGCAUCAUCAUCAUGAUGCAUCCUGCCAUCAUGAUUUCAGCCCUGAACAUCCCAAGACUGAUAGUCUGGGCUGUCCAAGUUUUACAAGCAUGGCCACUUAUGAUAGUUUUGUAGAGAAGAGCCCAUCUGACAAAGCAGACACCAGCUCACAUUUUUCAGUUGAUACAGAAGGCUACUAUACCUCCAUGCACUUUGACUGCGGACUCAAAGGAAAUAAAAGUUAUAUUUGUAACUAUGCAGCUGUGGGCUCUGAGAAUGGCCAGAAUACAAGUUUUGCUUCCAGUCUCACCCACUGCAGUUGGCAGGAUUAUAUAGACCAUAGGAAGCAAGGAAAACCGAGCAUCUCUCUAAAGAAACCAAAGGCAAAGCCAGCCCCACCAAAACGCAGUUCAUCUUUAAGGAAAUCUGACAGCAGAACAGAUACUUCUGAGAAGAAAGAACCAAAGAUAACUAGUGGGCAGCAGCACAUGCCUCAUACUUCAAGGGAAAUGAAGCUGCCCCUCGAGUUUGCAAACACACCUUCAGGAGUAGAAAAUACUAAUCUGCCAAGUAAACAGAAACAGUCCUGGGAUAAUCAGGAUGAGAACGAUGUAAAAGGCCUCCCAUUUGAUACCAUGGACAUUGUGUCAUUUAAAGAUGAAGGUGCUGAACAGUCUCACUAUGCAGAUCUCUGGCUUCUAAAUGACUUGAAAUCUAAUGAUCCCUAUAGAUCUUUAUCUAAUUCAAGCACUGCUACGGGUACUACGGUCAUAGAAUGCAUAAAGUCACCAGAAAGUUCUGAAUCUCAAACAUCACAGUCUGGAUCAAGAGCCACCACUCCUUCUCUUCCUUCUGUUGAGAAUGAGUUUAAGUUGGCUUCCCCAGAAAAACUGGCUGGUUUAGCUUCUCCCUCAAGUGGUUAUUCCAGUCAGUCAGAAACCCCAACGUCAUCGUUUCCAACAGCAUUUUUUUCUGGUCCCCUGUCCCCAGGAGGGAGCAAAAGAAAGCCCAAAGUACCAGAAAGGAAAUCCUCAUUACAACAAUCUUCUUCUAAAGAUGGCAGCAUAUCUUUAAACAAAGACUUAGAACUUCCAGUUAUACCUCCUACGCAUCUCGACCUAAGUGCUCUUCAUAAUGUCUUGAUUAAACCAUAUGCUCACAGACCCCAGCUACAUGCUUUUAAUAAUAAUAAAUCAAAUGUAAUAGAAGAAGCACUGAAUUCUAAUUCCUCACCAGCUCUUGCUAUUACACCUUCAGUGCUGAAGUCAGUACAUCUUCGAUCAAUUAAUAAGCCUGAAGAAAUGAAACAGAAAGACAAUCCAGACUUUCUACAUAUUCAAGAACAGAGUUUGGUAACUGCUAUUUCUUCAUGUAAAAUGAAACCACGUGUAAGUAAGAAACAAAUAUCACAUCAGUACUUCAUAGAAGAUGCCAUCGUGUCCUAUAUCAAUCCCUCUCCGGUACAGAUAAGCCUAGAACAAUUACAAACAGAGAAUAGUUCAACUUUCAGUGAAAAAAAUACCUGCCAAGAGAAUCUAAUCUCAUUAGAGCAGGGUGUCCCAGCAGCUAAAGGUGUACCAGAUCAAAUGCAUUCAGUACAUGAGAUUUUACUAGAGAGUACAGCUAAUAAAGCUUGUGGGGUUUCUGUUGAACCAUUUCCACAAGGCACAACAGUUCUUUCAAGCAAUCUUGAAGGGAAAAUAGUUACUUGUGGAUCAGAACAGGAUAAGAGUCUUGGCCCCGUGCAGCUUCCCUAUGAAUUACCUGCGCACUGUGAGCAAAAGCUGAAAUAUGAACCACUAAAUGAAGAUAUUCCCCAGUCUGACUCCUCAACUUGGGGAGCAGAUACUUGUUAUCAGCUAAAGCCUCAGCUUGAUCUAAGCCAACAUGAUGACAAAGUGCCUGAGAAUACCAGUUUUGAACCAGAGAUCUCAAAUAUAGAUUCACUCAGUGAAAAAUGCUCUGAGCAGGAAAAUGAUAUUGUGUCAGGUAUUCCAGCCAAAAGUGCCUCAGACGACAGUGAUAGCAGAUCAGCUGAGAGACAAGGAACUGCAGAAGAUGAUACCUUAAAAGAAUCUUCUGUGAGUGAUGAUUCUAUAAUCUCACCCUUAAGUGAGGAUUCUCACACUGAAGCAGAAGAGUUUUUGGUGUCUCCAAAUAAACCGCGAACAACAGAGGAUCUGUUUGCAGUAAUUCACCGGUCAAAAAGGAAAGUGCUUGGAAGAAAGGAUUCUGGAGACCUUUCUUCAAAGAACAGACUGAAAUCUUCGUCUAGUAAUAACAGUGUGUCUUCUGUCAGUAGCACCCCGCCCACAACUAAUAUUCCCCUCACCACCAGUGCAGGAAGCCCAGCAUGCAGCCAGAGGUCUCCUGGACUUAUUUAUCGGAAUGCCAAAAAGUCCAGCACAUCAAAUGAGGAAUUUAAACUACUGCUCUUGAAAAAAGGCAGUCGGUCUGAUUCUAGCUACAGGAUGUCAGCCACCGAGAUACUAAAGAGUCCUAUUUCUCCCAAAUCUCCUGGAGAACUAAUUGGAGAUACUCUUCAAAAUGCAGAUGAGUCCUUCCAAGCCUCAUCAAGUGCCGAGGCAUUAGCUCCUCUCUCUCCUUGUCCCCCAAGGAUAAAUGCAGAAGGGUUUUCUUCCAAAAGCUUUCCUACAUCAGCAUCUUCUCGUGUAGGACGAUCACGAGCACCUCCUGCCGCAAGCAGUAGCCGAUACAGUGUCCGUUGCAGAUUGUAUAACACCCCAAUGCAAGCCAUUUCAGAAGGAGAGACUGAGAAUUCUGAUGGGAGCCCGCAUGAUGAUCGAUCCUCUCAAAGUUCAACAUAAGUUGCCUAAGGGCCUGAGCACAGUUCUGACUGUUAAAUGGGGGAACUCUGCAUUUGCUAAGCAUAUUUGACUAUAAAAAGCCAGUUCUGUAGCAGUCAAAUACCUUACAGGGCAAUAUGUGAUGCUUGAAAAUGUUAAAGAUUGCUAAAAGAAUUAAAUGAUAUGUAGGUAUUUAUUACAUCACAUUUUCUAUCAGUAGAAAUAUAUGGUCAAUCUUUAAUUUUUCUUCUCUCUCUCUCUCUUCCACCAUCAGUGUAAAUUUAUCCAGUUUUCUAUAUUCCUUCUUUCUCUCCAGAGACAUUACAUUACUGUUGUGCUUCCCUAGGGGUGGUAAAACAUAAAAUAGGUGAGGAAUUAGUAUUUUUUUACAUUAAAAUGAAUUGAAACAAAAUAGAAUGGACAAAACAGAUGUACAUAUCUGUAUUUUUGAUAAGUAAUUGUAAAUAGUAUUAUUGCAGAGAAAAAUGUGGUGGGUGGCAAAUGAAAACUAUCUUGUUAAAUUACAAAAAGAAUAAAGAUAAUGACUGUAUUCUGUGAAUACAAUUUUCAAAUCAACAUUAUUUACAUAUCAACCACUACCACUGUUAAAUAAUUAAAGCCUCUAACCUGAAUUUUACACUUGAAUUAGUGAAAAUCCUAUUAAUAAAAACGAUGAAAUUAAAUAAUAUCUGAUUUUCUUUAAAAAUGUCAUUCCAAGCAAGCUAAUUUUAAAAUGCAAUUUGUGAAAAGAGGCUCAUUGACAAACACUACAAGUAUACAAUGUUUAUAAACCAGAUUUUCUGCUCUGGCUUCUCCCUUCAUUAAGAAUUCUGAGAAGUGUAGUUAUGUGAAAAUUUUGUUGGUAUGCCAAGAAUUGUAUCACUCUUUCGGUUGAUUUCUUCACUUAAACCCAUUUUAAAAUUCUCUAAAGUUUGUUUCCAGGACCAUUUCUUCAUUCUCUUUCCUUUCAUGUCACUCUCUUGUUUACAUGUGAAAGCACCUACAUAUUCAGUUCUCUGAGGAAAUCCUUGUGUUGGCUCUCAAACUUCUGUUGGGUGGUCUUCUCAGCUAUGGCUGCAGAAUGAUGGUAUAACCAUAUUAUUUGUUGAGCGCUUAUAAGCAAGGUACUGCACUGAACAUGUGGACUGCAUAGAAACCACAGAAGUAGAAGCAUUAAAAUCUAGAAAAACAAUCUAAAACUCAUAUAAAUAAUUAUAGAUUUUAAAAAAUAGGAAUGGAAAGUUUUAAAAUGAGGGAAAAUAAACAGACAAUCAACCAAGUAUUCAUUUGUAACAAAUGCUAUAAGCAAGAGUAAUACACGAAAAAAGUGAAAUAGAGGGAAAAUGAGGUUUAAUAAACUCAUACUUAAUAUUUUAUCUUUUGCUAAUACCCUGUUAUUAAAAAUAAAUGCCAAGAUCUGCCUUAAAAACCAACUUAUGAUUGAAACUAGCAUUUGUCAAAAUCUGAAUAGAAAAGUGAAUUUUAAGAAAUAGUAAGAUAGACAGACAGACACACAGACACACCCCAAAGAGGAGGAAAUUGAGAGAGACAAAAUCUGAUGAAAUACUUCCAUAUAUUGGUACUAUCCUAAGAUAAAAUCUUUUUAAGUGACAUUUUGGGUUGGCGCAGAGAUUGAGAACCUAUCUUCUCAAUAUUGUUUCUGUAUAUGUUUAACACUAAAUUCAAGUUUGAGCCUUGAGUAACAGAAUCUCAUGCUAUACUCAUAGCCUAUUUAUCCCAUUUUAAUUAAUGUAUCCUACAAUCUUAUGAACCUGUUAAAAUAAGUCAGCCUUAUUCUGAAUAAAUAUAUUUAGAAUUGUACUGUCACGCUGCAGUCCUCAACACUGUCAUUUAGCAAAUGCUAUUGAAGCUCAGACUUUUUUACUCAAGUAAACCAUUUGCCUUCCAUUUCUUUCUCAGUGGAUAGACCUGAUGUCCAUUUCUGUGUGUGUGUGUGUGUUUUAACCUGGGGAUCAAAGCAUCACUAGCUUUUCCCCUCAGACUUUUAUUGAAUUGCACUAUGGCCAUUCCUAUCUUUAUAUCACCUCACCCUACAUUUCCACUAACAAAAAUUCAACAUGGCAGGAUAGUAACAUUGUAUCACAUAGUAAACUGCAUAUAACAACUUUGUGCAAAGCUGGUAUAAUCCAUAGUAUCCCAGCUGCAGUCAUGCCCGCUGCAAUAUGCUUAUAAUGGUGAAUUUUAUUUGCAUCAGGAGAGUAAAUUCAUUAAAUUUUUACAAACUCAGGAAAAAUAAUUCACUUUUUUUAAAUUACAAAAUUCCAUUUAGAUCGUGAACUCCUUUCUUUACAGCUAUUUUACUAUCAUAGGGGCACCAAAACCCUGGAUUUCUGAGUUAUGUUCUACAGGCUAGCAACACACUUAAAAUUUAAUCAGGAAGUUUCUUUUUUAAACAGUGACUGUGUGAAUCAUCAGUAACAUCUACACACUUUGCCUUAAAUUGUUCAUUCCAUAAUAGCUAGAAUUUGCUCUGGGUAUCUGGAAAUUUGGCUCAUUAUGUCAACCACUACAGACAACCACAAGCUCUGCAUUUAGUUCUCGACUUAUCAAUCAUGUGUCCAUCAUUUUUAUCUGUUUCACAGCUUUGCUGUGAGGAUAAAAUUGGAAAGCUCCUUGGAAGAAAGUUGUGUAGGCUACAAAGGUGAUUAAAUAGUGUGAUUAAUAUUUCUCUCAUGUGCAAACUAUGGAGGAACAAUAAAAAUACAUUACUUUUUAACUCUUGUGAUAAUGGCAUAAUACUUUUUUUCAUUUUGUAGAUCCAAUAAUUUCUCUGUUCCAUCACAGAACUACAAUUCCCAGAGUUCUUAGGGGAAGCCAUAUCCAAUGAACAGAUAUGAGAGCUAUAGUGCCACCAUAGCUAUUAGCAUUGGUGCUGAAAACCACACUUAAAAAGGACAGCAGAAACAAAAUUUUAAAAAAAACCUUUUAAGAAAAAAUGUUAAGUAUCUAGCUCUUUCUGUGAUAUUUGGCACUCAAUAUGGCCAGUGAUUAUAAUUGCUUCAUACUAUUAUUACAGCUAGAUUGUUGGGAAACCUAGCAAUGCUCUGGUAAAUAAAAGUAAUACCAAGUUCAUAGCUAAGUAACUAUUAAGCAUGCAACAAAUGCUAUUGAUUCAUGAAUGAACUGUACAAUACUAUUUCAGUGAAGCUUUGUGUGGACAACUUCAUCUUACCUAAAUAUUUAUGAAAAUGACACUGUGAAAAAAAUAACUAAAAACUAGGUAUAGGUAUGCGUUCUUUAUACUUACUGAACAUGGAAUGGGGAAAGUCCCUAGUUCAUACUGCUCAGCUUCUUUCUGUCUUGAUUUUAUUAGAAAUGCUUACCAGGACAGCAGUCUACAGUGGGUGGAGUGCAGAAGAAAUCAGAGCAAAUAUUUUGAAUAAAUGAAAGCAGAGAAACGCUGGUUUACCUGAAGUUGCUUGAAGGUUGUUGUCAGAAGACCAAAAGCAAAACCAUGCUGAUGGAUCCAAGCACAAUUGGGAUUUUUAAAAAUAGGUCAAAUACAAUCUUUUCCCAAGACAUACCACAUCAGUUUGCCAUGGGCAACUUACUCUAAAAUGAAUUAUUUGAAUCAGGUUUGUAAAACGCAGUUCAUCAAACUAGAGAACUAAUUAAAGCAGAAUUCAGGAAGGAAGGUUUAGCAUAGAAACUACUUUGAGAAGAAAUGUACUGCCAUGUUCGGACUGAGUCCAGUAUCUGAUUUAAGUAGGUAGUCACUAGUAGGUCUGUGGGGAAGGUAGCUGCAAGCAGAAGUAAAUUCUCGUAGGAAUCUAGGAAAAGUGAAAACCAUGGGAGGAUUAUUUCUUACACUGCUUAUAAUAAGAUAAUUUUAUCUUAUUAUAAGCAGUAAGAACAUUAAAUGUUGAGCAAAUGAUUACAUACAUUCAAAAUUAACUGUAAUUUUUCCCUUGUAACAGAUUGAUAAAAAUGUACAUUAUUAUGUUAGACUUAAAAUCCUCCGGUAUGGGGAAAAAAUAAAAGAAUGCUUAGCAUGUGUGUAGAAAGAGGUAUGAGAACAGGGUGCUGGCUCAAUUCUAAGAUUUGCCACAUAGGCAAAGUAUUUAGUUGGGCUUCUUUGCAUAGGUGAGCCAGUAUGUCCUGACCAACUGUGAUAGUAGUCUGGCAUCAUGUAUAAAAGUUAGGCAGUUAGGAGAACAGUCUUUGAGUGACAGAGCUGAAUUAGUAUUGGAGGAGCAAUGUGGUAGAGUGGUUAAGGUGUUGGGUUAGAACCAGAGAGGCCAAAAGAGGCCAAAGUUCUAAUUAUUCCUCAGUCAUGGUAGCUCAUUGGUGGACUUUGGGCUGACGGCUUUCUCUCAGUCCAGCCUCUCUGGAAGUAAUGCGUACGAUGCCUUUUGCUCCUAGAUAAAAGACAUGACAGAAAUCUAACAAACCAGUGAAUAAGGAGAAUGUUAACUUGUGGUAAUUGUAGCUAACAGACAAACUGUAGCAAGUUGUCAGAAAGCCAGUGAAAGAGACUGUGUUGGGGAGGGAGCAAGAUUAAUGUAACUUUUUAAAAAACUACCAUUGGUCUAGAAGGCACAAGUCCUGUCUGAGAUCACUUUCCUUCAGAUUGCUGCCGAGAGCUGCUUUACUGCCUGAUUCCAAGCUUGAUUAUCUCUCUUAGUGCUAAAGUGAGAUAGCAUCAAUUACAAUGCUUUAAUGUUACAGGCAGAUUCAGUACUAUUCUCAUUUGGGAUCCGAAUGCCAAAUCCAUUCAAUAAAAAUCCUGUAUAAGGUAUAUUAAAAGUCGAAUUGGUUUGUUCAAUAUGUAAGCCUUAUAAGUUUCAUCCAGGCAAUUUAUGCAACUAUCAGUUAUGUUCCAGGAUGUUAAAUGAUUCCAUAUAAACACUGCAAGCUUACUACACAGAAACAUGCAAUUUGAACGAGAAGGCAGUGAAACCAUUCUAUGUAAUGCCCACAAAACUAUCACAACUACUUACUUUGUUUACACAGAAAUCUAUAUCAAAGCAUUUCUAUUUUCUAUUUAUAAAAUUAAAGCCCAAAUUAAGAUGGAUUAUAAAUCCACUUUAGAAACUAUUUUUGUUAUUUUUGCUAACUCAGAUUGCCCACUCUGCUAUAGGCAUCUGAAGCUCUGAUGCCCCCAGUGAAAUCAGGGAGAAGCAUAACUCACCCAUGCACAAUAUUGCCCUUCUUAAUGUGAGCAGCUUCUGCUGAGAGAGUGUGCAGAUAAAAAUUAUCAGAGACUACAAUUACCUAGGAAUAAGCUUCACUGAAAACAGUGGGAUUUAUGUAAACGUUUAUAUGGUUGCGCUGCACAAGUCGUAUGCCUUCAGGACCCUCCAAAGAUACAAAAGUUAACAUCUCAUCUUGAAACAGAGAAUACAUAUAGAAAUGUUUCUAAUUUAUGAACCAUAAUUCUAACUUGCAAUUCUGUUGUUUGCACUGAUGUUUCAAGAAUAAGUUUUGAAGUUACGCAGUUAUUCAUUUGCUAACAUAUUUUUUUUUCUUUUGUGAUAUUAUGGCAGCAUAGAGUAUCGAUUAAUUGUAGAAAUAAAGCAUAUGUUUGCAUUUGCCAAAGGCCACACUGAUAAGAGUGCAUUUGCUGCAAUUGUGGCAGAUUUAAAGAAAUACAUAGAUUAUGACUUAAAAGUUUAAAAACUAAUUAAGAAGGUUACAGUGUAACUAUUUUGGUACUAGCACCAGUUCAUGCUGGCAGAAAAGACAAUGGUUUAUGGACUUGCAUCCAUUUUGUAUUUUUGUAAUAUUUGUAAAUACAAACUUUUUAAAUUGUUGCAAAAAUUGUUUCUUUUGUAAAAUGUUUUCGAAGUUUACAUUAAAACCAACCCAGUUUGUAUAUUUUAGAAUUGUGCAACACUUUAAGUCUUGUAUUUAUUUUUAGUAAAACAGUGACAGUUUCAUUGUGAACCCCCUCUCUAAACUGUGUCAGAAAAGUCUGAUUAUCUAGGAAAUGUGUAUAGAAACUGCAAAUAAAUGUGACUGCAAUUAAA
Messenger RNA from Candoia aspera, 11311 nucleotides. It is a transcript of the gene NHS, whose product is annotated as NHS actin remodeling regulator. Gene Ontology annotation, biological process: cell differentiation; lens development in camera-type eye. The coding region runs from base 504 to 5342 and encodes 1612 amino acids. Lineage: Eukaryota; Metazoa; Chordata; Lepidosauria; Squamata; Candoiidae. The record is from RefSeq and is a predicted model, not a curated record. The transcript has 9 exons.